GAUUCCAUUGCUAAUUUAAUGAGUUCUUCUUAUGAAUGUCUUGAUCAUGUUCUGCGAGCACGGUCUGCAAUAUAUGCUGUAUUAGCAGAGGAUAGCAUUGAAAUAAACGAUAAUGUUAAAGAAACGAUUUUGGAUUAUGGAUUUUGGAUGGAUCUUAAAAAACUACAUGAUUUUUUAGAACCGUUUAUUAUUUUUAUAUGCCAAUUGGAAA
Molecule: messenger RNA, 211 nt
Organism: Racocetra fulgida
Lineage: Eukaryota; Fungi; Glomeromycota; Glomeromycetes; Diversisporales; Gigasporaceae
Source: the annotation of a GenBank genome assembly